UAAAAGAUAUUUUUUGACGUGACUAACUUCACGUCGCUGUCCGGAAAAAUUAAUCGUGCGCGUUCAGAAAACUCAGAUCGACGUUUGAGUUUGAUUCUUGAGAAGUCAAAUAAAUCUAUUUAAAGUCCGAAAAAUGACUGACUCCAAAUUACCUCCACCUGUAAUGUGGGCCCAGAGGUCCCCAGUCGUAUUCUUAACUAUAAAUCUAGAAGAUGUAAAAAACCCUGAAAUAAAGUUCACGAAAAACUCGGUCUUCUUUCAUGGUACAGGAGGUGUAGACAAAAAAGAAUACGAAGUAACCAUCCCACUGUACAAAGAAAUAGAUCCAGACAAGAGCAAAAGCUUUAAUAGGGAGCGGUGCAUUGAAAUUGUUUUAGCCAAAGCUAAUCAAGAAGAACCUUAUUGGCCUACACUUACAUCCGACAAAAAGAAACAUCAUUGGCUCAAGUGCGAUUUCAACAAAUGGCAUGAUGAGGACGAUUCUGGGGAUGAAGGACUCGGUGGAAUGGGAGGCGGAGGUGGAGAUUUCGAGGAAAUGAUGAGACAGAUGGGUGGUUUAGGUGGCGCAGGCGGUAAACCAAAUUUCGACGAUCUAGAUGCAGAUGAAGGGGGGGAUUCUGACGACGAACCCAUCCCUGAUUUAGAGUAGUUUUAGGCUAUUAAUUAAUAUUGAAAUCAUUUUUCUGUCACCAUUAUGUAAUUCCUUUCAGUUUUGUUAAUUUAUUUUAAUAAAAAAAAUCACUGAAAAAAAACGCCAUUUGUAUGUCAUAUUGAAAAUAUGGUCGUAGCUAAGAUGUUUUUGUUUUAUACUUUGGGUUUUAUAUUAUUUUUUCUUUGAAAGAACAAGUUAAAGAAGAUAAAUAGGUAGAUGCAAAUAAUUAUUAAAAAAAUCUUCCAAAAUAAUUUCAAUCAAUUUGUUCAUGUAACAUUCUAUGCACAUAAUUUUUAGUUCUUUAAGUUUCUGAGGUACUCUAUACAAUAUUUGAAAUAGUGUAUCAUAAGCUAGUUUAAAUGUGGUUGAAUUGAAUGUAUAUUGUAAGUUUUGAACCAAUUUUUAAUUAAAUAACAUUCAAAAAAU
Sitophilus oryzae (rice weevil) is the source of this 1078-nucleotide messenger RNA. It is a transcript of the gene p23, whose product is annotated as co-chaperone protein daf-41. Gene Ontology annotation, cellular component: cytosol; nucleus. Gene Ontology annotation, molecular function: Hsp90 protein binding; protein-folding chaperone binding. The record is from RefSeq and is a predicted model, not a curated record. Gene Ontology annotation, biological process: chaperone-mediated protein complex assembly; protein folding. The transcript has 5 exons. Bases 134 to 649 code for a protein of 171 amino acids. Lineage: Eukaryota; Metazoa; Arthropoda; Insecta; Coleoptera; Curculionidae.